AUGGCGGCGUCCAGCGAGACAACGUUGAAAAAACCACACGUGGGGAAAAAGAGAAAGGUAAAGUUGUGAAGUUAUCAUAACACGUUUACAAAUAGAUUACGUAUACCCGAUCAGCUAAUGUAGCUAUAUUCUACUCGGUCCUACUUUUUUUGAGCCUACAACGGUGAUUAAAGGAUACACACUGAUUGUAGCCCUGAUCUAGCCAAUUUUCUCAACGCUUUCAGUAACGUUACACUGCGAACGAUUCAGUGACUGCAACAUUUUCUCAAAACUCGAUGCUUGCUAGCCAGUUUGUUGAUACGUUUUCAGUUUUCAUUUGUUUGGGAUAGAGUAUACUACUGAACUCCCGCUACUUUUAGCUAGCUACACUGUCUUCUUGAGGGCUAACGUUAGUAACGUAAGCGUCGAUGCCGUGUCUGUCUAGCUACCACUGAAACUGUUGAAAAGGCAUCUGAAAAAGUUAAUUCACUGUAACAUGUAACUUUUUUUUGUAAUAUGUAUAAUGGGCAGCAUGCAAAAAUCCAGCCUGCUCCAAUUAAUGUGUUGUUAUUUGACUUGAUGAUUGAUAUCUCUGUUCUGCAAUCAGCCUCCAAAGAGAUACUGGGAGGGCACAGAGGAAGACGGGAAGAAUGAUGGAAAGAAACAGAAAGAAGGGGACAACAACAAACAGACUCCGCAACAGAAGAAGACCAGGACAAAGGAAGGAGGAAAGAGAGGUGGAACAGGAGAAAAGAAGGUCAUAUCAGGGGUAAGUGGCCAGUCAAUCUGCAGCACUUUAGAUUCUAGAUUUUUUUUCUCACCCUAUCCUUUUAAGAAUGCAUUUUUCGUUAAUGUUUAAUUAAAUCCCACAGAAAUCAGAUCCAUUCCCAGGCUCAGCACCUGUCCCUGAAGAGAAGUUGAGAAAGUUCAAGAGAGGAGACAAGGGAGAACUGGUGAGACAUGUUUGAAUACACAUUCACCAAGACAGUCUGCCUGAAUAAUGUCAAUUACGUAACUGUCAAAAUAUACCAUUGUUUUGUACAUGUACUGUAGCUUUAGUAAGUUGUAAGGUUUUCUCCCAUCCCUCUCUCCCCAGCCCCCUCGGCCACAGUACAAGCUCAGAGCUGUGGUCGUUCGUUCAGAGGCUGCCUCAGACCUGGCCCAGAAGCAGAAUGCACGAUAUGACCUUAUGCUCCCAGAGGAUGCUGGGUAAUGUCAAUACAUUUGUAGGGCCAAGUUUAGUAGGAUAAAUCUCUGUCCCCCCCCCCCCCCCCAUUGUCUCUGUGUUAACAUUGAUAAAUGCACUGUUGGUUAAGGGCUGUAAGUAAGCAUUUCACUGUAAUGUCUGCACCUGUUGUAUUCGGCGCAUGUGACCAAUAAAAUUUGAUUUGAUUUGAUUUGAACUGUCUGUUUCUCUCUGGUCUUAGGUUCCUGGAGGGAGACGAGGAUGAGGACACAUGCACCAUCUCACAGGAUGACAUCGCUGAUGCUGUGGAUAUUACCGCCGGGGCAAAGGUGAGUCACUGAAGGGACAAUUGCUAGGUUUCCAUCCAAUUGGCGUCAGAUUUUCAUGCAAAUAUGCACAUUUUCCCACCUGUGCUGUUUCCACUAAACUGACUUGUGGAUCAAAAUCAGUGUGUGAUGACGUAGUGCACACAAAAUGUACUUUUUGGCUUAUGUUUUCAUGUACUGAAUAAAAGUCUACAUUUCAAUGUGUUUCCAUCGCAUUUUCAACUCUACUAAUAGUUUUGUCACAAAAAUUUGCGUUAAAUAGCAAAUGUGCUUAUCUGGUCUUGGCACAUGCGCUCUAGCCAACAGCUCGGAGAUACGGUGUGGGUAGGCUAGUCUACAUGUUGAGAUUAUUAUGGAUAUAACAGCGAGAAUAUUCUUAUUUGUGAAACUGCAGUCAAGCAUUGAUCAUCAUGUCACCAGAAUAUGACCCUUGAUAUUUAUUGGAAAGCAGCAUCAAGCUCAUCACCAUGCACUUUCAUCACCCUGUGAAGUUCAUCAUAAUUUAUUUCAUCUGUAGCCUAUUAAACUGCAUGGUUUCCCGAGUCGUAGUGGGAGGACCACACACCAGUUUACUUCGAUAUGAUGGCUAUUAUAUAAAUAUUUGCACAUAAAGCUGUUUUCAACACCAUUUCUCACAUAAUGAAUUUUACAGACGCAAAAACAUCCCACCUUGUCAAACAAACAAAUUAUCUUUCUGCAUUUUAAAAAUUGUACCAUCACAGCUGUCGUGAUUUUUUUCUUAUACGUUAUGACUUUACUCGCUUAUGUGAUUUGUGUGUCAGGUAGGGUACUGUGACAGCAUAUCCAUGCAAAUGGACCAAUAAAUCAAGUAUUAUUGUUUAACUCUGUCACACUCUCUCCCUUUACAGUACUUUAACCUGACCCUGUCUCAGUUUGGGCCUUACCGACUGGAUUACAGCAAGACUGGGCGGUCAGUUUCAUGUUCUGUUUGUGUUGAGUGUGUUCUGUGCAAGCAGGCCAGAUAUUUUGUUUGUGCUUUUAUUGUUAGACCUGGAUUUGCUGGGUAAAUUCAUUGUGAUUGUGUGUUUUGGUCCUGAGAAGAAGUCUGAUGUUUUGAAUGUGUGUGUUCCCUCUAUUCCAGCCACCUACUGCUUGGUGGCAGGAGAGGUCAUGUGACCAGCCUGGACUGGCAGUCCAAACAGCUGAUGUGUGAGAUGAAUGUGAUGGAGACAGUCAACGACGUAAAGUGAGUACACACACACUCAUUUACAUUCACUUUUAGGCAUAAUUUCCUCUCCUCCCAUUGAAUCAUCCUAAUCUGUACUGUUCUGUGUCCACUAGGUGGCUCCACAGUGAGGCCUUGUUUGCAGUGGCUCAGAAGAAGUGGCUGUAUAUCUAUGACAACAAGGGCAUCGAGCUCCACUGCAUCCGCAAGUUCAACGAUGUUCUCCGCAUGCAGUUUCUCCCCUACCACUUCCUGCUGGCUACAGCGGUGUGUGAACUUAUACUAACGUUGUAAUAUGUGUGUUUGUGUUAGAUAUGUCAGGGGAAUCAAUUGUGUAUUGAGUGCAAUGUGAAUUAAGACGUAGGCAAGCUCUGGGGGUUACACAAGUCUUCAGGUCUCAGGUUAAUUGUCUCAGGUUACUCAACACAACAGGCGAGUGUAGUCCAGUGAACCACCACCAAGACUCACCUGUGAACUCAUCCUGUUCCCCUCUACCCCCCUCCUCCUCCAGAGUGCGACAGGCUUCCUGCAGUACCUGGACGUGUCGGUGGGUAAGGAGGUGGCGGCCAUCUGCACCAAGGCUGGCCGGCUGGACGUGAUGGCCCAUAACCCCCACAACGCCAUCAUCCACCUAGGCCACUCCAACGGUACUGUCACUCUCUGGACGCCAAACCAGAGAGAGCCGCUCGUCAAGAUGCUCUGCCACCAGGGAGGCGUGCGUUCGGUCGCCGUUGACAAGACUGGCACGUGAGUCCCAGUCAAAAACAUUAUAUAGUUCUGGUUUUGUUAUGAGUGGUUUUGGUCUCUCAGCCAUUGAAAGGUGGUUAUGUUAUGCAAUGUAGCUGUUGUAUUCAAUAUGAUAUCCACAUUUGGGUCAGUGUUUUGUGACUGGUCUUUGCUGGUGUACUUCCCUAAAAUGUCCAGCAGAGGGCUCUCCUGUAACACUCUUCUGUCUGCAGGUACAUGGUGACCUCGGGCAUGGACAAGAAGCUGAAGGUGUAUGACAUUAGAUCAUACCGGCCCCUGCAGUCCUACUUCCUACCUGCGGGAGCUUCCUGUCUGUCUCUAAGUCAGAGGGGCCUGCUGUCCGCCGCCACGGGAGACAUAGUCCAGGUCAUACAUCCUGCUUAUAAUUUUGCUUAUGUUUUUGUGCCAUGCCUUUUGGUCUUCAAGAUUAACUUGACAAUGUUUCCUGACUCUGCUAUUCCAUAGUUCCAUUCCACUAAGCCAUGGUAACGCCUCAGAACUAUAUUGAACUAUCUGGUCCACUGAAUCUAGAACCAAGCAUACUAAUGGCAUUGACAGAACUGGAACCGGAACCCAAAUACUCAUUAAGAGUGAGAGAAUGGAUUGCUCUGGGGCAGCAACAUGGCGCCCAGCUACAACGCUGUCCAAACUCUCUGUACAUUUCCUGACCCCGUAAUUUUUUAAAACUCAAUAUUCAUUAAAGGAAAAAUCCACCCAAAACCACUCAUUACUUUAUGGUGUUAAAUAACACUAAUAUGUGAACAAUAUUUUUUUGUGAACAAAUGUAUCGUUUUGGCAUUAUAAUAAGGUUGUUAGCAACAUACAUUUUAGUCAUUUUAGCAGACGCUCUUAUCCAGAGCGACUUACAGUUAGUGAGUGCAUACAUUUUUUUUUUUUCAUACUGGUCCCCCGUGGGAAACGAACCCACAACCCUGGCGUUGCAAACGCCAUGCUCUACCAACUGAGCUACACGGGACUGAACAUGGAAAAUCAUUGUGGAAAUCUGCAGCUCAAUUUGACUACAAAAUCCACAAUGAAAUGCACUCUAUGGGCUGGCUAGCUAGAAAACAUAGCUACACACAAAAUACCAAAGACAAUCAGCAUCAGCAUGUAACGUAGCUAGUUAUCAAGGAGUGAAUAGGAGUCUAAUGGGCGCUAGCUCAAAAACCCAACAAUAGCACGAAUUCUGUCAACACGAAGUACAACAUUACACAUAUUUUCAGAGGUUUGAGAUAAUGAACUUGCUAUCUGUAGUAUCGUAUAACUUUGGAAUCGUGACAUUACGUACUUGUGAGAAAAAUCGGAAUGUUUCUCGACAUAUACACUGACUUUGAGAAGGGAUUGCGUGACGAUUAACUUGGCAACCGCGUGACGCAGCAUGACAACGUGAACGCGAUUGGUCGACAGUCUGAUGGGUGGGUAGUUAUACGUUCCAACAUUCAUUGGAUUCGUAUCUCCUUUCUAUAAUAUUUCUGGCAACUGCACCAUGGACUAGAGGCAGACAAAUAGGAAACGUGUGCUAGACCCUCCGUUAAAUAAAAAUGUCUCGAGGUAGAAAUAUCGCAAAAAUAUGAUUAAUGGCUCAUUCGAGAGAAGACAUCCUCCCGAGCUAUGAUAUCGGCCAGUAUUGAAAUCUCACAUGUAUGAUAGACGUUUUCCCGAUCUAAAAGUAUAAUUCCUACUUCCAGUGUAGUGAGAGUGACUUUAUCACAGCGCUACAUCAUACCGGUCGGAUUUCUGCCUGCUUGAACGCCAAUAACUCAGAUUAACAUGAAAUUACCCAAGGAAUUGAUAGAACAUCACUGAGAUGCACAAAAACAAUAUAACUUUCCAAAUGGUUAUAUAAUGACUGAGUCUGUGUUUCUCUGUUGAUUAUCUCUGUGGUCACGGUGUCUGCUUGUCUGUGUGUAGGUGUACAGAGAUGUGUGGGGCACCCCAGUGACCAAGCCCUACAUGGCCCACAGGGCAAAGGGCUCAGUGUGGGGGGUGCACUUCUGCCCCUUUGAGGACGUCCUAGGGGUAGGCCAUGGAGAGGGCUUCACUAGCAUGGUCGUACCAGGUCAGAAUGAUAUUCUGAUUCAAAUUCAAUCCAUAUUCUCCUUCCUGUGUGGUGUGUCCAAUUGAUCUAAAUUCUGAAUGACCCCAACCCUGGUGUACAGUCUCUAACUCUAUGCUCUCCCUCCGCCAUUAGGUGCUGGCGAGCCCAACUUUGACGGUCUGGAUGCCAACCCGUACCGCAGUGCCAAGCAGAGGCAGGAGUGGGAGGUCAAAGCCCUGCUAGAGAAGAUCCAGCCAGAGCUGAUUGGCCUGGACCCCAGCCAGCUCAGCCAGGUGGACCACUCCACCUGGGAACAGAGACAUGAGGACAGGGUCCAAGCACUGGUCAGUACCACCAAGGGAUGGAAGCAGUUUAUCAGAGGGAUUUUGCAUUUUGAGAAUGAAUCAUGCAUUGAUGUGGUGAGACUGAAUGUUGUGUGUGUAUGGUUUGAUUUCAGGGCUUCGACCCGCUGGCCAAGGAGAAGUUCACGCCAAGGUUAAAGACCAAAGGUCGGAGUUCAAGUGGAAAAGUGGAAAAGCGCAAGAAGCAAGUGGCACACGAGGACCAGAGGGUACGUUCUAUUACUACUGAGAUGAUAUGGAAUUAUGUCUUAAUUAUUUAAUCUUUGGAUAUUUUACUAAUUAUGUGCAUCUCCUUUGGUCUUCUUUCUGCUUCCUACCCGCUCUUGGUGGCUUUCCUCCACUCAGGAUGUGAUCAGGCAAACAGUGGAAGACAGGAUGAAGAUAGAUAAAGAGAGGAAGGAGAAAAAGAAGAAAGAGGCGGCAGCAGCUGGUCAGAAGUCUGCUCUGGACAGAUUCAGGAAGUAGGACAGAGGGACCAGUGUGUGUGUAGGCGGCCCUCUGUGGGAAUCAACGUUGACCUUUCAGAUAAAGGGCACAUUCUGAGUAUGGGACACGUUCCUCCGAAGCCCAGCCAGCAGGCUCCAACAGCCACUGCAGACACACAGAACAUGCAUACCAAACUGUAUGAGAUGACUUGGAACUGCAUCAUAAUCGGUGCCCUGAGCUCAUUCUGUGUGACAUUUAUAAACUGUCAGUGUAUUUCAAAUCAAAUUUUAUUGGUCAC
Molecule: messenger RNA, 6548 nt
Organism: Coregonus sp. 'balchen'
Lineage: Eukaryota; Metazoa; Chordata; Actinopteri; Salmoniformes; Salmonidae
Source: the annotation of a GenBank genome assembly